ACGCAGUGUUAUUUCCCAUAGACAAUCGACGCCCGGAAGUUGGAUGGAUACGGAAGUUAUGGAGGCGGGACUUAUUCUGGAGAGGUCUAUGAUACAAGUGCACCACGAACAUAGGGCCUAAAUACCAAAUACCUUGAGUAGGCCUAUGCCAAAACCUGACACUUUUUAAUAUGCGCGUAGCAUAUCUUUGUAUGAUCGUGUGUGCGUGUUCCACUGCUUGCAGUUAGGCCUAUGAAAGAAGUCGUUUAAUCUACAUGAUGCAUUCAUGGUGCAAUUACAUGGUGCUUGCGACACUUGAUUUUUACUCUGAGGGAAAUGUUGACACCUCCAAUCAGGCUACUAACAGAGCCCGUCUGCAUAACUCGCGCUCUGCUUCCGCUUGCAAAGGUAUUUACGACCCUUGUAAUGUGAUUUUUUUUCUAAAAUACUGAAUUUUGCAUGCCAGUUAUAAAUAGUCCUGUCCAAUAUCAACAGUCCAAUUGGGUUAAUUGCUAAACCACACCCUCCAACCAGGCCUCAUGACAGGUUCCAGUCCAAUCCUCAGUGACCCUGCUUAAUUGCAAUUGAACACGAUCAGUCACACUUUAACAAGACCAUCCCCUCACAGAACCUAGAUCUUCUGACUAGUGAUCGUAAGGCAAUUUGGGUCAGACAUCAGUUUACAGGAGCUGGAACAAGGAAAACAACCAUGGCAGGAGGCAGAGGCAGAGGAAUGGCAGCCUUCUCCUUCAGGGUGGAGAACCUGGGCAUCACCAGGGGCAACAUGCCAGAUGGCAGAAAGGGGCCUAACCCACUUUACCCAAUGAUGGAGUAUAAACCUGUGGCGCUGGAGCUAAGCCAGAGUGAUGAUUACAUGCUCGCCCUGAAACAGGAGAUCAGGGGCACGAUGCGCAAGUUGCCAUGCUAUCUGAAGGCUAAUGUAGCCAAGUCAGAAGUGGAGAAGUAUAAAGAUAAGUAUGUAAGGGAAAGUCAAAAAAUUGAGGAUGAGGAGUGGACACCAGAUUGGGAACGUCUGCCAAAAGAAUUAAUGCCAAAGAAGAAUUUGGCAAAAAAGAAGUCAGUAUCAAAGAAGAAACCCAGAACACUAACCAGCUUGGAAAAAGACGGUUUGCUCUCAAAAUUAAGCGAGCUGGAGAAGACUGACAACGUAAACGCAGAUGAAGAAAAAGAAGAGGAGAAGGAAGAAAAAAAGAAAGGAGAAGAUGAUGCUGAAGAUGGAGAGGAAAUUGAAGGAGAGGAGUAUGAUGAUGAAGACCUUGAGGAGGAGAAUGACUACAUUGCCAGCUACUUUGAAGAUGGUGAUGACUUUGGAGCUGGCAGUGAUGACAACAUGGACGGUGAAGCUACAUAUUAAAGUAAUCAGUCAUGGUAUAUUUGUAAAUAUGUGUAUGAAUUGUCCUGAGGAGAAAGUAGUGCUGGUUAAUUAUUCCAUCGUUUAAUGCAAAAUUAAUUAUGAAUAAAUACUAAAUGGA
Messenger RNA from Alosa alosa (allis shad), 1472 nucleotides. It is a transcript of the gene polr3g, whose product is annotated as polymerase (RNA) III (DNA directed) polypeptide G. The record is from RefSeq and is a predicted model, not a curated record. The transcript has 7 exons. The coding region runs from base 689 to 1354 and encodes 221 amino acids. Gene Ontology annotation, cellular component: RNA polymerase III complex. Gene Ontology annotation, biological process: transcription by RNA polymerase III. NCBI's taxonomy places the organism in Eukaryota, Metazoa, Chordata, Actinopteri, Clupeiformes, Clupeidae.